AUGAAUGUUGGGACUGAACCCUUAUCGACAUCAUUCACUAACAAAACCUACGAUAAUGUUAUUGAUGUGUUGAAACUUAUCGAAAUUGUGCUGAAUGAUGCUGGCUACGGAGAUCUUGUGAAAGCAACCAUUCCGCCUUGCACUAAUGUUGUGAAGCACCGCUCUAUGAAACCAUCAGAGGCUUAUUUUCUUGAUGACAAAAAGGAUAAAAUGGUUUAUUAUCUAAAAUUUUUGAAAGAAAAUAAUGCUCUUGCUGCCGUAGAUAUUGACCCCAUUCGCUAUUGCAAUGAAAAUUAUUUGGACCCUAACUUCCAUUCUUUGCUCGCAAGUCCAAAUUCCAUGUGCUCGAUGACAACGGCCUAA
Messenger RNA from Fraxinus pennsylvanica, 363 nucleotides. The record is from the annotation of a GenBank genome assembly. NCBI's taxonomy places the organism in Eukaryota, Viridiplantae, Streptophyta, Magnoliopsida, Lamiales, Oleaceae.